Cryptomeria japonica (Japanese cedar) is the source of this 2069-nucleotide messenger RNA. RefSeq names its product mitochondrial thiamine diphosphate carrier 2. The record is from RefSeq and is a predicted model, not a curated record. Gene Ontology annotation, cellular component: mitochondrial inner membrane. The coding region runs from base 161 to 1333 and encodes 390 amino acids. The transcript is spliced from 7 exons. NCBI's taxonomy places the organism in Eukaryota, Viridiplantae, Streptophyta, Pinopsida, Cupressales, Cupressaceae. Gene Ontology annotation, biological process: thiamine pyrophosphate transmembrane transport. Gene Ontology annotation, molecular function: thiamine transmembrane transporter activity.
UAACACGCGGGAAGGUUGUUGGGAAGCGAUGUUUUGCUCCAACAGCACGGUCUAACGGUCUAAGGCCGUUCAAAAUACUGUCCACGUUGGCAGGGUGGAGGGAAUAUCUUUUCGGGCACGAGCGAAAAGCAGGGGUGUAUCAGGGGGACACCCCUGUUUUAUGGGUCGACCGCCUCCAGUAUUUCUAACCAUUUGCACAUACCAAAUUCGUCCGUGCUGUGGAAUUUUAUUUAUUUGUUUAUUUAUUUUUCCUUUUUGGUGCCGCUCAGAGGCCUAUAACAUUAACGUUUCUUUUUGUUUAAUCGCUAUUUUAUUUUAUUUAAAUUUUCCGGCUAGAGGCAUGGAGGACUCCCGGCAGCUGCGGAGAGCAGUAGUGGAUGCUAUGGCCGGAGCUAUUGCCGGCGGCGUGUCGCGGACGAUCACCUCGCCUCUUGAUGUAAUCAAGAUUCGAUUUCAGGUUCAACUUGAGCCAACAGCUGCUCGUCUUUUAUCAGACAGGGGUGCUUAUGGAAUCUCCAAGUAUACCAGUAUUUUACAAGCUACAAGAGACAUUUUAAGAGAGGAGGGGAUGCUGGGACUGUGGAGGGGUAAUGUCCCAGCACUUCUGAUGGUAAUGCCCUAUACAGCAAUACAGUUUGCUUUUCUACACAAAUUCAAGUCAUUUGUGGCAGGAUCCACCAAGUCAGAAGAUCAUCUUCGAUUAAGUCCAUAUUUGUCUUAUGUGAGUGGGGCACUAGCAGGAUGUGCAGCAACCAUUGGAUCAUAUCCAUUUGAUCUUUUACGCACAAUACUAGCAUCACAGGGUGAACCAAAGGUCUAUCCAAACUUGCGAACUGCUUUCAAGGAAAUUGUACAAACAAGAGGCAUGCGGGGAUUAUAUGCUGGAUUAUCGCCAACAUUGGUAGAAAUUGUACCUUAUGCCGGUCUCCAGUUUGGUUCUUAUGAUACAUUCAAGCGUUGGAUAAAGGAAUGGAAUCAGGCCCAUACAAUGCAUAAUAGCAACGAGAGUGAGGACAAUCUAUCAAGUUUACAGCUCUUUCUUUGUGGGCUUGCUGCUGGUACAGUUGCAAAAGUUGUGUGUCAUCCGUUGGAUGUAGUGAAGAAGAGAUUUCAGGUUGAAGGACUCAGAAGGCAUCCCAGAUAUGGUGCAUCAGUUGAAGAAAAGACAUAUAAGGGUAUGUGGGAUGCCUUAAGAAGAAUAAUGCAAGCUGAAGGUUUAGCGGGGCUUUAUAAAGGGAUUGUACCAUCUGUGAUCAAAGCAGCUCCUGCCGGAGCUGUAACAUUUGUAGUUUAUGAAUAUACUUCUGAUUGGCUUGACUCCAUUAUAAAGUAAAAUUUGCAGUAAUUCAUUGAACAGGUCAAUUGUGUAAGAAGAUUGAUGCACACUGAGCUAAAAUUCAGAGGUUUUUUGGCUCAAAAAUUCAGUUGCAUGAUUUUACUUGACAUUUUUUUGUCAUCUUCGUGACAUCACUAACGUCAACAAAUUCAAUUUUUUACUUCAUCGGACUUCAUAAAUCUGACUGUGCUUGAAUAAAAGCCGAGGCUGGAUGAUUGAAGCUAUGGGAUGGCACAUUGGAAUCAUACUUGAAGACAACAAUAAUCUUGAGUGGUGGAUGUAUGCAUGAAAUUUUUCUCAAGAAUCUAGCAGCCUCUGUAAAUUUCUAGAUGAAACCAGAAUUCUUUUUUUGUACGGAGUAAUAUAAGGAUAACCUCCUAAGGUUUCACGUACUGAAAAGUUACAAAUUUUUAUCAUCAUAUUCAAAAGUUGUUGAAACUGAGAGUAUAAAUGGCAAGGAUUGUAGUUUACAAAAAGUUAUUUGAAACUAUUUGUUAAACAAAAUCAAGUCAUUUGGACUUAAUUAUGGCCAUUGUAUCUAUUCCUGAUGACAGGGAAAUAACGUGGUUGGGUUCAACUGCAAGCUUCAUACUAACCAAUCUGGUCUAAUCUAGUAUAACAUUUUUUUAAUAUCUGAUGAAGUUAUUAAAAACACAGGUAGCAUCAUCGAAUGCCCUCAAAACAUGUAAUCAAACUCUUAAAGUGGAAGCACAGACCUGUUUAAGGACUUUUA